Messenger RNA from Exophiala spinifera, 450 nucleotides. RefSeq lists its product as uncharacterized. The coding region runs from base 1 to 450 and encodes 149 amino acids. The record is from RefSeq and is a predicted model, not a curated record. NCBI's taxonomy places the organism in Eukaryota, Fungi, Ascomycota, Eurotiomycetes, Chaetothyriales, Herpotrichiellaceae. The transcript has a single exon.
AUGACUCCAUUCCUGCGGAUUCUGUCAGCGGUGGUCCUUGGUGCCAUUACCGUUUUUGCCCAACUUCAAUGUCCUCCACUGGGUCCUAUCUUACCCGCUCCAACAAAUCUAGAUGCGAUCCGAGCUCUCGCACAGCCGCUCCAGACUCAACUGGAAAACAAAACGCUCUUCGACUCCAGCGCAACUGCUCUGUCAAUUGGCCUAGCGUCCAUCCAUGAUCCGACACCAUUGCUCAGCCUCCAUGUCACACCAACAUCAUACAACCAGAGCGGCACGCACAACGUCACGGGCGAUACCAUUUAUGCCAUCGCCAGCGUGACCAAGCUCUUCACCGCUCUCUCAAUCCUCCAACUCGAGGGAAAAAUCAAUCUGGCGGAUUCAGUCUUGAAAUAUGUCCCCAGGCUGGCACAGCUGUCCCCGAGUCAUGAUCCUUUGCUGGAGCCGGACUAG